Messenger RNA from Monopterus albus (swamp eel), 1662 nucleotides. It is a transcript of the gene asmt, whose product is annotated as acetylserotonin O-methyltransferase. Bases 177 to 1235 code for a protein of 352 amino acids. The record is from RefSeq and is a predicted model, not a curated record. Lineage: Eukaryota; Metazoa; Chordata; Actinopteri; Synbranchiformes; Synbranchidae. The transcript has 8 exons. Gene Ontology annotation, molecular function: O-methyltransferase activity; protein dimerization activity.
UCUGUGGCUUUAGUCUGCUACUGUUCUCACCAUCUUUCAUACGUACACCUGUUGAAGCUUCUACGGAGUCUAAAAGAUUUGCAGAGAAGUUCAGCUCACAGCUUGGAAAACUACAAUACCCACCGCACUUUUCUGGGCUUCUUGUGCAAACUGUGGCCACUGCUGAAUGUUAAGAGAUGUGUUCAACUGAGGAGACACCUGCUGCAAACACAUGUCCCAGAAAAAUACUUGAAUAUAUGGAAGGAUUCCUUAUCUCAAAGACUGUGUUCACAGCCUGUGAGCUGGGUGUGUUUGAGGUGCUGCUGGGUGCAGAGCGCCCCCUGUCAGCAGAGGAGAUCAGCCAGGCGGUUGGGGCCAGUUUGGACGGCACUCAGAGACUGCUCGCUGCCUGCACAGGCCUGCAGCUGCUCAAUACACACCAGGACAAUGGACGAGUGCUCUACAGUAACACAGAGCAGGCCAGUGUCUACCUGACCCGGUCUAGUCCUUCAUCACUCUUCCACUCCAUCCAGUACAGCUCCAGAACCAUCUACCUGUGCUGGCACUACCUGAUUGAUGCUGUCAGGGAGGGAAGAAACCAAUAUGAAAAGGCUUUUGGAGUCACCUCUGAAGACCUGUUUCAAGCUCUCUACAGAUCUGAUGAGGAGAUGAUGACAUUUAUGCAGUUAAUGGACUCCAUUUGGAACAUCUGUGGCAGAGACGUGGUCACAGCCUUUGACCUUUCACCUUUCACGGUCAUCUGCGACCUUGGUGGCUGCAGUGGAGCAUUAGCCAAGCAGUUCACGUCAGCCUACCCAGAAUGCGCCGUGAUGAUCUUUGACCUCCCCAAGGUGGUGCGUAUGUCAAGGGAACACUUUGUCAGCGAGGCCGACCAGAGGAUAAGUUUCUGCCAAGGGGACUUCUUCAAAGAUCCCCUGCCGGAGGCCGACCUCUAUAUCCUUGCCAGAAUCCUCCACGACUGGACAGACGAACACUGCAUAGAGCUACUCAGUAGAGUCCACAAAGCCUGCAAACCAGGUGGCGCUGUGCUGCUGGUGGAGGCACUGCUCCACGAGGAUGGCACUGGCCCGCUAACCGUGCAGCUGUAUUCCCUCAACAUGCUGGUACAGACGGAGGGCCGUGAGAGGUCAGCUGCUCAGUACGCUGCCCUGCUGACGUCUGCCGGCUUCACUGACAUCCAGCACCGGCUCACUGGCAAGAUCUACGACGCUGUGCUGGGACACAAAAAGACAUGACUCAAGGCGUUCCUGAGAUAUUGCCACAAAUAUCACCAGCACAGAGGCAUAAUAAUGUUCAUGGUAACAACGUGAGAGGAGUUGUCACUGCAGGAGAAGCAGUUGCUCUGUUUCAUGCCUCUGCCAUAACAGACUAUUGACAUUAUUGCAGAAAAACAGCUUUUGCACAUGCCAUCUUUAUUGUUGUGUUCAGCCCAGACAAAGACAGACAGCCUAAUCAACUGGUGAAAUAUCAGCAUGCAACUGCAGCUACCAAGACUGUUAAAAAACACAGAGUCUCUGCCAUCUACUGCUAGUUACAUUAGCAUGAUAGCUAAGGUGGAACCAUAUCGUACAGGGCCAGUGGGAAGUUCAGACUGUGUGGAAGGUUUGAUCCAAUUUAAUUCAUUUCUUUGCAUAAGAAUUUAUUUUUCUGUUCCCAGUGAAA